Messenger RNA from Suillus paluster, 879 nucleotides. RefSeq lists its product as uncharacterized. Lineage: Eukaryota; Fungi; Basidiomycota; Agaricomycetes; Boletales; Suillaceae. The coding region runs from base 1 to 837 and encodes 278 amino acids. Gene Ontology annotation, molecular function: dephospho-CoA kinase activity. The transcript is spliced from 5 exons. The record is from RefSeq and is a predicted model, not a curated record. Gene Ontology annotation, biological process: coenzyme A biosynthetic process.
AUGAGCGGUAUUAAACAUACCGUCUUAUUCGCUCAUCUACAGGACUUAGAGACGCCCCAUUAUCUAGGACCACCAAUCACCUCCGUGGCCGCAGUUACCACAGAAGCCUUGGUCAUUGUCUUGUUUUCACAGCUGUUCCGUACAGCAGACUCAAUGGAACAGUGGGAUGAUGUCCAGAAGCUCUUGACAUAUGUCUAUGUCAAAGCUACCAAGGCCGCCCAGGACUUGGGAAAGGUCUUAUUGGACAUUAGCGUAGUGCUCAAAGACCCAUCAGAGAGUUUUCCCAAUGAUUUCGGGAAUGAUGUGGAUAUGUGCUUUCGAAUUCAGGGCUGGUGCGUCCCUCUCUGCGCCGACAACAUUCCGUGCGCGUCACUCCUAGCUCUGAUAGGUUCAUACCCUGUCGUUGCCCUUGGUGGCACUUUCGAUCACUUGCAUGCAGGACACAAAAUCCUGCUUAGCAUGGCAGCAUGGAUAGCCAGUAGCAAAGUCAUUGUUGGUGUCACAGGUAUGAUAAUGCCUUACAACCCAACACGAUCUUUCCUGCAGUUCUUCCGCCCUGAACUUGAAUACGAAAUUGUCGCAAUAAAGGACGUGUAUGGCCCUACUGGUUGGGAUCCUAAUAUUCAGGCGCUGGUGGUCAGUAUGGAGACUCUGCCCGGUGCAGCAUCAAUUGACAAGAAACGCGCCGCCGAGUCAUUACCUCCCCUCCGCACAUUCGUCAUCGACGUUAUUUCUUCAGAGAGCGAGAAGCUGGACCAUGAGGACAUGGAGAUGUUGAAGCAGACCAAAUUGAGUAGUACAUUUAUUAGGGACUGGAUUGUGAAGAACACUGUAUAGAAUGUUGUAGCACGUAAAUUAAACUAAUCCCGGUCCAGACUC